UCAUCAUCAAAGAAUUUCAAGUCGCAAAGCGCGACGUCCGACGAGAGAGAGCGGCCUCAGAACAGGAGCGAAGGGAUCCGCCAGAGUCCCCCUGAGUCCAACCAAGCUCGGUCCGGCCCAGUCCCAGGCCCAGGCCCAGGCCCGAGCGGUAGCCUGUAGGUCGCCGGCGAUGCCGUUCCUGUCGACGCCGUCGUUCGACCUAUCCGCCGGCGCAGAGCCAACCCUGGGCCCGCGCUCAGCGGCCCCGCCGCCUCCACCCACGGCGGCCGCGCAUCAUCAGCCGCCGGUGUCCGAGGCGGCGGCCCGGCGGCUUCGGGAGGCGGAGGAGCGGCUGCGGGAAGCCAUCGAGGAGCUACACCGGCACCAGGGCGGUGGCGUUAAGGGAGAUGGGGACGAGCAGCGGGAGGGAGAGCGGGGGUGCGGUCACGACGGGGAGUCAUGCGCGGCGCACGCCGCGGGGAACCUGUGCCAGAGCUUCCUGCUUUCGUACGGUGUCCGCGUCGGCAUCGGCAUCCUCCUCCGCGCCUUCAAGCUCGUGCGCCGCAGGUCCUAUGGCUCGCUCCUCGACCUUAAGCAACUGGUUUCGGAGAAAGAUCUUAUAGUAAGAGAGGAAGCUUGCCGGGUAGGGUUGCUUUUUGGCGGAUUCACUGGAUCAUAUCAUGCACUUCGAUGUUUCCUUAGGAGAUUUAGGAAAAAGGAGACACCAUUCAAUGCAAUAUUAGCAGGUUCGGUGGCAGGAUUGGCCAUACUAGCACUGGAUGAUUCAAGUAGGAGGCGUACUCUAUCUUUAUAUCUUCUAGCAAGGCUCGCUCAGUGUGCAUAUAAUUCUGCAAAAUCUAAGAACAAAUUUCAUUUUUGGGGAAGCCAUUGGAGACAUGGAGAUGCAUUGCUUUUUUCAUUAGCAUGUGCCCAGGUUAUGUAUGCUUUUGUUAUGAGGCCUGAAAGCUUACCUAAGUCGUACCAAGAAUUUAUCCUUAAGACAGGACCAGUAGCAGAACCUGUCUACAAGGUUGUCAAAGAAUGCUGCAGAGGUGGUCCUGUGGAUCUAACUGCCCUCUCAGCCCAUUUAUCAAACAAGAGGAAUCCGGAUUUGAUAAAUUUAACAACAAAUCCAUCCAUUAUCCCAUGUUCUGUGAUCCACCCUGACAGAGCAUCAUGCUUGGCUCAAAAUGUUAAUGUUGUUUCAUCAACAUUCAAGAAGACAUUCCCUCUAUAUUUCUCAUUGACAUUUGUGCCCUUUGUUGUCCUACGUCUUCAAAAGUUCUUGGAAUCGCCAACGACAACUUGUUGGCGUGCUCUUGUGGGUGCAGUUCGCUCCACCACCUUUUUGUCUGCCUUCGUCACUGUAUUCCAGGCUGCUAUAUGUUUGCACCGAAAAGUUGCGAACAAAGACCACAAACUUGUGUAUUGGUUUGCUGGUUUGAUGUCGGGUCUUUCAAUUCUUUUGGAAAAGAAAGCUAGAAGGGCUGAGCUAGCCCUCUAUGUGCUUCCACGUGCUGGAGAUUCCCUAUGGUAUAUAUUGAUCAACCGCCACCUGCUCCCAAAUAUUAAAAAUGCUGAGGUGGCUCUUUUCUGCAUGUGCAUGGGAGGAAUCAUGUAUUUUCUGGAGUACGAGCCAGACACAAUGGCUCCAUUCCUCAGAGGGCUCAUCAGGCGCUUCCUGGCAAGCAAGAUCAGCAAUCCAAGCCCCCCGCCUCCCAAUCGGAAUGCCUCCUACUCGUACCUUCAGACGCUGAAUGCUCUGGAGCAAUCAAGAACCCAACCAGGGGUGGAUAACGGACUGACGACAUCGGAGAAAUACAACCUCGAAUCAAUUCCUGGACUUUAGAGACCUCAUCUGUGGUAUUAGUAAAUUGGGUCUUGUAGCUUGGGGAAGAUCACGAAAACUCGAACACCCAUUACAUGUGCCAUCCUGUGAUGGGUUUAUACUCUGUUAUACGUGUUUGUCUUGAGUGCAAAAUAAAUGGAUAAGCAGAGAUGGUUUGUGCGGGAGUAUGGACUGAUACGAAGCAAUUUGCUCGUUCUUGUACAUGCCCAAGUCCACAAGGUCAGGAUUUGAAUCGGUCACCAGGGGCACGAAGGUAUUUUUUUCGUUGCAUCACAACGUCGAAGACAUGAUCCUGAAUUCCUGACAAACCGAAAGGUCGCCCCGAGCAGCCUCGCAAGGGUGUGCCGAAGCUCUUGCAAUUUCGUUUUUAUCCCUUUUUAAUUUUGUUGUGAUUUUACCUCUGUUCUACAAACGAAGCUCAGUCGUAUUCUUGUGUUGUUACAGUUGACAAUGUUAAAUCUGAUAUGAAAAAACAAAAAUUUGCACACAA
Messenger RNA from Zea mays, 2318 nucleotides. Its product is annotated as transmembrane protein 135. The transcript is spliced from 8 exons. Bases 170 to 1828 code for a protein of 552 amino acids. NCBI's taxonomy places the organism in Eukaryota, Viridiplantae, Streptophyta, Magnoliopsida, Poales, Poaceae. The record is from RefSeq and is a predicted model, not a curated record.